Messenger RNA from Thermochaetoides thermophila DSM 1495, 1083 nucleotides. Its product is annotated as putative aryl-alcohol protein. NCBI's taxonomy places the organism in Eukaryota, Fungi, Ascomycota, Sordariomycetes, Sordariales, Chaetomiaceae. The transcript has 2 exons. Bases 1 to 1083 code for a protein of 360 amino acids. The record is from RefSeq and is a predicted model, not a curated record.
AUGGCUCCCCCCCUCCCCCCUCGCCUCCAAGAAUCCAUCUCCUCCACCAAAUGCGAAUACCGCCGGCUGGGCAACAGCGGCCUGAUCAUCUCGGUCCCCAUCGUAGGUUGCAUGUCCUUCGGUGACCCGCGCACACUGGACUGGAGCAUCCCCGAAGACGAAGCCCUCCCCUUGCUGAAAGCAGCCUACGACCGCGGCCUCAACACCUGGGACACGGCCAACAUGUACGGCAACGGCGCUUCUGAAGUCAUCGUCGGCAAGGCCCUCAAGCACUACAACAUCCCGCGCAGCAAGGUGGUCAUCAUGACCAAGUGUUUCUGGCCGGUGGGUGAAGACCCGGAGCUGAAGGCGUGGAUGUACCGGGAUAGUGUCGAAAACUCUAAGGAUUAUGUGAAUCACUUUGGCCUGUCAAGGACAGCGAUUUUUAAUCAGGUCGAGGCGUCGCUGAAGAGGCUGCAGACGGAUUAUAUUGAUCUGUUGCAGAUCCAUCGGUUUGAUCCGCAUACGCCGAUUGAGGAGACGAUGAAGGCGCUGCAUGAUCUGGUGCAGUCGGGAAAAGUGCGAUAUAUUGGGGCGAGCAGCAUGUGGGCUACGCAAUUCGCAAGGAUGCAGUUUGUCGCGGAGAAGAAUGGCUGGACGAAGUUCAUCAGCAUGCAGAAUUACUAUAAUCUAUUGUAUCGCGAGGAGGAGAGGGAGAUGAACCGGUUUUGUAAUGACACGGGCGUUGGGCUGAUCCCAUGGGCGCCAUUAUGUCGGGGGCAUCUAGCUCGUCCACCGGAGCAGUACGGCAGCACGAAGAGGAGUAAGGGAGAGAAGGAAACGCAGCCAGGGGCGCAUGGGACUGUUGAGCCGGAUCUGAGUAUUAUUAGGCGGGUGCAGGAGAUUGCGGAGAAGAGAGGGUGGCCGAUGUCACACGUUGCGCUUGCGUGGAUCAAUAAGCGGGUGACGAGCCCGAUUAUUGGCUUCAGCAGCGUCGAGAGGAUGGAGGAGGCCCUAGCCGCCAGGGGCAAGGUUUUAACGGAUGAGGAGGAAAGGUACCUGGAGGAGCUGUAUCAGCCGAAGCCGGUUUGGGGUCACGGCUGA